AUGUGGAAAGGACUGCGUUGCACUUUACUGUGCCUGGCUGUGGUCCAGGCGGCUGUUAUCCGUCCAGGAGGGGAUUCGGAGGUUCCGGAAACCACAACUAGUGCGGUUAUCCUGGAUCAAGAGGUUGAUGUCACCACUGAGGAGUUCACAACUUUGGCGGGUCCUGCUUUGAGUCGCGACGAGGAGGCCAGCAUACUGAUAGAUCCUGCCCCGGGCACUUUACAUGAGGAUAGCGCCAUGGUGCCAGAGAAGUCCGGGAAGCUCCUGCUGCUGAGUACAACACCCAAGCGACUCCACGAAAUUGAGCGCCAACUGGAGGAGCAGGACGACGAGGGGAAGGACAACAAGGCCGAUGUGGAGGUAACUACAACUGAGCAGCCAAGGGAAGCCGCCGAGCAGAAGGAGGAGGAGGCGGAGGAGGAGGAGGUCAUCACCCCUGAAAGUUCAACCACAGAGAGCAGCAUAACUGCGGACUCUACCAAGCUGUUUGCAAUCAAUGCCACUCCGGCCGGAGUGGAAUCCCCACCACCGAACCUGGCCAUAUCCCUCUCCCAGGACAAUGAAAAUGCAACGCUUUCCAUUGCAGAGCAGCCGCAGGUGCCCGGCGACAAUAAUGCCGCCGUGGAGCUGGCCAUCGUGGAGCCGGAGGCCGAGUACGUGCUGGUGGAUGGCGGCCCCGAUGACCUGGACCUCCAGCUGGCCAGCUUCACGCACAUCGACAGCGAUGUCCACUUGCAGCCAGUUGUGCACUCCAUCGAAAUCGUGCCCACAAGCUUCGAUGAUCCUUUGAUUGUCAAUUACGUGCACAAUUUGCGCUGA
This is a messenger RNA of Drosophila teissieri, 819 nucleotides long. RefSeq lists its product as uncharacterized. The record is from RefSeq and is a predicted model, not a curated record. NCBI's taxonomy places the organism in Eukaryota, Metazoa, Arthropoda, Insecta, Diptera, Drosophilidae. The transcript has a single exon. Bases 1 to 819 code for a protein of 272 amino acids.